Molecule: messenger RNA, 2308 nt
Organism: Mangifera indica (mango)
Lineage: Eukaryota; Viridiplantae; Streptophyta; Magnoliopsida; Sapindales; Anacardiaceae
Product: serine/threonine-protein kinase tricornered-like
Exons: 14
Coding region: 320-1960 (546 amino acids)
Biological process (GO): peptidyl-serine phosphorylation; intracellular signal transduction
Molecular function (GO): ATP binding; protein serine/threonine kinase activity
Source: RefSeq, a predicted model, not a curated record
ACCGGACCAAUGGGAGACGAACAUCAAACAAAGUCCUCAACAAAAACUGGUGCUCUUCUUCUAACCUUCCUUCUCACUUCUGUACUUAAAACUUUUUUUUCACUAAAAGUAUCUUGGAUUCGUUUGUCUCAGGUUAUCUGUUUACAGUUGGACAUAUACCUUGAUUCUGUGGGAAUCCUUGAGGCUUGUGAACCUACAUUUUCACAUUUACAGAAUGAGAUUCUUGCUUGAUGAAAGUGUUCUCUUUGGUAGUUUCUCUAGUAAAUAGUCCAACUAAAAUUUGUUGGCUGUUUGGGUUCGGUAUACACUGAGUAAACAAAUGGAUUCCAUAAGGUGUUGGCUGAAGAAGUUGAGGUUGAAAGAUAAGGUGAAGCCUUCAAAGAAAAAGGAAACAACCAGCUACUCGAAGGAGUUGUCGAAAGCACAAAUGAGUGAGGACGUGCCAUCAAAUGUAACCAAGCAGAAAGUUGCUGCUGCAAAACAGUAUAUUGAAAACCAUUACAAGAAGCAGAUGAAGAGCCUGCAGGAGAGGAGGGAGAGACGUGAUAUACUGGAAAAGAAGUUGGCGGAUGCUGAGGUCUCUGAGGAAGAACAGAACAACUUAUUGAAGUAUUUGGAGAAAAAGGAAACAGAGUACAUGCGCCUUCAGAGGCAUAAGAUGGGUGCUGAUGAUUUUGAGCCAUUGACAAUGAUAGGGAAAGGUGCAUUUGGAGAGGUUAGAGUCUGUAGGGAGAAGGCAACUGGUAAUGUAUAUGCUAUGAAGAAACUUAAGAAAUCAGAAAUGCUUCGAAGAGGACAGGUUGAACAUGUGAAAGCUGAAAGGAAUCUACUCGCAGAAGUUGAUAGCAAUUGCAUUGUCAAGCUGUAUUGUUCAUUUCAAGAUGAUGAGUAUUUAUAUUUAAUCAUGGAAUAUCUGCCUGGAGGAGAUAUGAUGACUUUACUAAUGCGCAAGGAUACACUAACAGAAGAUGAGGCUAGGUUUUAUGUUGGGGAAACUAUCCUUGCUAUAGAGUCUAUCCAUAAACAUAACUAUAUUCAUAGAGAUAUCAAGCCUGAUAACCUGCUUCUUGAUAGAGAUGGUCACAUGAAACUGUCAGAUUUUGGACUAUGUAAACCGUUAGACUGCAGUAAUCUUCAGGAAAAGGAUUUUUCUGUGGGAAAAAACCUCAGCGGAGCUCUUCAGAGUGAUGGACGUCCGGUGGCUCCAAAACGCACGCAACAAGAGCAACUGCAGCAUUGGCAGAGGAACAGGAGGAUGCUUGCUUAUUCUACUGUUGGAACACCAGAUUAUAUUGCACCUGAGGUUUUAUUGAAGAAAGGAUAUGGAAUGGAAUGUGACUGGUGGUCGCUUGGCGCUAUUAUGUAUGAAAUGCUUGUGGGGUAUCCACCCUUUUAUUCUGAUGAGCCAAUGUCAACUUGUAGGAAGAUAGUAAAUUGGAGAACUCAUUUAAAAUUUCCGGAAGAGGCUCAACUAUCUCCCGAAGCAAAAGAUCUUAUCAGUAAACUCUUGUGUAAUGUUGACCAAAGGCUUGGUACAAAAGGCACAGAUGAAAUUAAGGCUCACCCGUGGUUUAAAGGUAUCAUGUGGGACAAAUUAUACCAAAUAAAAGCUGCAUUUAUUCCUGAAGUUAAUGAUGAAUUAGAUACGCAAAAUUUUGAGAAGUUUGAAGAGGCUGACAGCCAAAUUCAAUCUUCAACAAGAUCAGGUCCAUGGAGAAAGAUGCUCUCAUCCAAGGAUAUAAAUUUUGUGGGUUACACGUAUAAGAACUUUGAAAUUGUAAAUGAUCAUCAAUUACCUGGAAUUGCUGAAUUGAAGAAGAAGAACAACAAACCUAAAAGGCCCUCCAUCAAGUCCCUUUUCGAAGACGAGGUGGCUACAGUAAAUCAACCUGUUCAUGGGAGCUUUCUAAACCUUUUGCCCCCGCAAAUAGAAGCUCUGGAGGAGGGUAGAUCUCAAUAAGCUCUAGUGUCGUUGUGUUGUUAACAUAAGACAGGCUGUAAAAACCCAAGAAAAGAGUGGAUUACAUUAUCCGGUGAAUGGCUUUUGUUUCACUGCUCCCUGCGUUUCAUACUUUUAGAGUGGAAGUUACCUGGGGGCAAAGGUCCCCAGAACGAGUGGGUUUGCGAAAGAUAGAAUCGCGGUCUUUGUAAUAUGGUAAAUAUUCUUUCGUAUUUGUUGUGUAUUUUUUUCGUUGUUCUCUGACUCUGCAUGAAAUUUGUGUACCAUUAUUAUCUGUGUAUAGGUGUACAAUUUCAUUCAUGUCUGUGAAAAAUGAAAAAGAAGAGUUGAAUCUCUUUCAAUCUUUUA